Argiope bruennichi is the source of this 3956-nucleotide messenger RNA. Its product is annotated as zinc finger protein 629-like. Gene Ontology annotation, molecular function: RNA polymerase II cis-regulatory region sequence-specific DNA binding; DNA-binding transcription factor activity, RNA polymerase II-specific. The transcript is spliced from 3 exons. Lineage: Eukaryota; Metazoa; Arthropoda; Arachnida; Araneae; Araneidae. Gene Ontology annotation, biological process: regulation of DNA-templated transcription. Bases 890 to 1954 code for a protein of 354 amino acids. The record is from RefSeq and is a predicted model, not a curated record.
UUAUUUUCAAAGAUUUUAAUGUUUUUUAUGAAAUAUUUAGAAUUAUCAGCAGAGUUUUAUUAUUUACAAGAUUUUAUUCCUUAGCCCUCUUUUUUUCCUUGCAAAAACAAUAACGAGUCAUCGCUUAUAAUCGCACAUCGUUUUUGAACUAUAAAUUUAUUUCUGUUUGUACUCUAAUCAAAACAGGUAGACAGGAGAAAAAAUCGUUUGGACUUUACGAGCAUUUUAUGAGAAUUUCCUGUCAAGCAUUCUAAUGCUUAUUUGUAAUCAUUUCACUCAUCGGACCUCGCCGCAGAUACUGAUUUGAAAAAAAAAAAUCAAAGAAAAGAUAAAACUCCAACAGGAGAGAGAAAAAGAAAAUGAGAGAAUAAAAAAGUAAAAAAAGCGCUACCACCACUUGUUGAGAUACACUAUCCCGCUCAUGUGUUAAAUGAAAGAACUGUUGGGACCACUGCAUAGAACUUCUGUCCUGUAAUAAAAGAUCUCAAGGACAGUGUCUUUUCGAAAGUAAGAAAAUAAAGUAAGAAAAAAAAAAAAAAAAAAAAAAAGACGCUAGAGAGCAAAGUGCACGGGAAAACGUAACCUAGGAAGAAAGGGGGAGGACCAUCUUCACUUAACCGGAAGCGGACCCCCUCAGACCAAACCCACGUGGCGCAACAACCCCAAACUCCCCACCCCCUCUUAGCAUCAUCCUCAUCGGAGUUUGUUAAAAAGUCAAGUCACUGUCUUGUGUUCUUCUCCACAGUCAAGUGGUCCUGUUCAUCGCUCGCUCAGUCCUGGGUUCGAUACGGAUCCUAUGUUGAUCUUCUGAAAGUUUGGACUUAGGUCAAAGUGUGACUUUGGAGUGGACAGUGUAAGGUUACUGUGAUAGACAUUAAAAUAAUCAAAUAUGCCUCGAGCAUUUUUAAUCACUAAUAAAAGGUACAACUCUGCGGUGGAUUAUGAAGAUAAUCAACAGUCCAGAGAAUCCAGCCCAGAGAGACGGGUAUCAACUGCUGAGGGGUCGUUGAUCUUCCGUUCGCCUAGCUGUGACAGCGAAACCGAUUCCAUAGGAUUCGACAAUCUCAAGCCGACCAGCCCCCACUCGCCGGCUCAUGAAUCCAGAUCUAGACAACAAAGUCCUUCGGACGAUAAAUCACCGAUGGGAAUCACGGUAUUCAAUCAAAUGGACCACACAUCUUCUCCUUCUCCUCCACAAACAUUCAACAAUCUCCAGGUUACCUCAACCACACCAUGUAGUGUCUUCCGUCCCUGCCAAACUACGACAUCAGCUCUGGUGACUGUCAUUCGUCAGUUGAUGCAACACCAGCCAACUUCAGCUAUCAUCAGUCAUUCACCAAACAGCAGUCCAUGCUCUACAAGUAGAAAUUCCCCCACUUUCCAACAACAGGACUCACACAUAUGUACGGAGUGUGGCAAGCGUUACAGCACGUCCAGCAACCUUGCCAGACAUCGUCAAACCCAUCGCAGCGUCACGGAUAAGAAGGCCAGAAAGUGUCCACACUGUGACAAGGUGUACGUGUCCAUGCCGGCCUACAGCAUGCACGUGAGGACACACAGUCAAGGUUGUCAAUGUCCAUACUGCGGAAAGUGCUUCAGCAGACCCUGGUUAUUGCAAGGCCAUAUCCGAACACAUACUGGAGAAAAACCAUUUUCCUGCCCCGUGUGUCGAAAAGCUUUUGCUGACAAGUCAAACCUGAGGGCACAUAUUCAAACGCACUCCAGUAGUAAGCCUUAUGUGUGCCAACGAUGUGGUAAGGCUUUUGCCUUGAAGAGCUAUCUCUACAAGCACGAAGAGUCUUCCUGUAUGAGAGUCCACAGACAACAACAACAAGACCAUGGAAAUGACUCCGGAGUCAUAUUAGACUUGGCAACUGCCAAAGAAGUGAACGGAGAUCGCAAGAAUCCUUCCUCGAUAUUUGUGGAUAGGAACGCUGCCAUACUAGUCGGAUAGUGAAAAGUUGGAGUAAAUUGAAUCAUCCAUUUUAAGCGAAAAGGCUGUAUUUCUGUUGCCCACCUAAUAAGGCAUUAUUGAAAUGAUUCCACAGGAUGAGGAUAGUAUGGCUGUAUCCUCUUCUACAGAGCAUGCUUGAAUCCAUAAAUACAGAGUUGGAACUCGUUGUCCUCGGUCUUCGAAACCAAAAAUCGUUUUAAAUAAUUAAAUUGGUAUCAUACUGAGCUUAAAAGUCAAUCCAAGUGCAAUACAAUUCAUCGAAACUUUUCUACAGAUAUGUUGGUGCAAUGUUUGAAAGUUUAUUAUGUUUCCGAGACUUUUGACUGUGAAAGGAAAAAUCAAAGAAUUGGUGAAGGUGAAACGACUGAAACAAUAUUGGAAAGUUGAGAAGAUAUUUUUAUUACCUACAGUUAUACAGAUUCCUCAUUUUAUUUCUGAGGACUGGUCCAUAAUUAUUUCUAAAAUUCAUUGCCCAAAGUAUUCAAUAUCGACAUUUUUUGUAAACUUUUUCGCAAAAAUACUUUAAAUGAAUAUAAAUUUGCAAUUUUUGUUCUUAAUAAUUUUUUAAUAAAUUUGAAAGUUACAAAUGCAUUAUAACUUAGAUAACGUAAAUCUGUUUAUCCCCCCCCCUUGAUCUUGUAUUUCUACUCAGAAUAAGUAUUGAUUUAUGGUAAUUUUUACUUGUUUUUAAUAUGACUUAGAAAGAAAUGGUGCAUAAGGGAAAGAAUGGUGAAGUGACUUUAUACCAAAGAAAGCAUUUAUGUUUACACUGAAGAUAUUUUUAUAAGAACAGUUUAUAGAGAAAAAAAACCCAAAGAUUUAUUCCUUGUUUUUGUAACGUUAAAGUUUUUACUGUUUGUACUUUAUGCUGAAAUAUUUGAAAGAAAAAAAAAGAUUUUGCUGUAUUUGUUAUAUCACUUGUUAUGCCUCACACUCUCGGAGACAUUCAGUUGUUUUUAACCAAUUGUUGUCAUAAAAAUCAACUUUUUAAACAUUUAUUUACUCUAUAUAGUCUGAUUUUAUAAAUAUUCGAUUAGCUAUAGAGCAAAAACGAGAGAAUUUGUGUUUGAGCCACGAAUCAACACUCCAGUAGUAGAAUUUUAGCUAUGUCAACUGUGUGUGUGAUCUCUUUCUUGCUAUAUGAAUGUUUUAUAUUAAAUUCUGUUUUGAUACGUUCUUUCCAAAACGCGAAAGAUAAGAGGUGAAUAUUUCAUUAAUUUUUUAAAAAUCAUUAUACUGGGUCUGUAGUUGUAGGCAAACGUCUGAUAUUGUGAAGUGAUCUCUUUUAAAAGUGGACCAAAGUUGUGCCUUAUUGUGCCAAUUACUUAUGAGAUUUCUGCCUUAUGCUGAAUGCAUAGUCUGAAAUACUAUUUGCUUCUUUUUAGCAGAUAUAAGGGUGUCUAUAAGUGUACAAUGUUAGUGAGUCAAAAGCUAUACAAGAAAGUAGUUUUUGCAAAUAUUUAUCUGUAGGUACAUUAUAAGAAAAAAAUUCUAUUUAUUGCCAAAUUAGAUGUUUUUAUUCAAGGUUCGCUUUAUUUGCUUAUAUUUAUUAUUUAUUAUUACGCGCUUAGCUUUAUUUAAUGCAUUUGUUAUAUAAUAGUAAAUUAUUAUUGACAAUGUGUACAUCCUAGUCAUAAGUUAAAUAUAUAUUAUUUCAACUAUAUCUUCGACGGAAUAGUGCAUUGACUAAUGAAAAAUAUUUUUAUUGCUGUUUACGCAAAAAAAAUAAUAAUAAUCUGAAACUUGUUAGAAAUUAUUAAUGAAAAUAUUUAACAAGUAGUAAGUAAGUGCGAAUAUUUUUAUGUAGAGACAAUCACAGUAUUUUUGUGAGAGAUCACAGUGCAAUAUAGUGCAUUAAAAGGUUGAAAAUAUAUUUUCUGUGCAAUAAUAUGUGCUUGUUAUGUUUUAAUGUAUUUUCAAAGUGUGAAUUUUUUUAAAAAUUUUGUACUCGAUUUUUUUGUGUGUGUAGAUGUGGGCACAAACCAUAUCUUGCUUGUUUUUU